CGUCGCUGUUAAAUAGCAUUUGGCCCGAAUAGAUAGCCGCUCUAUAUUCUCCGGAAAUCAUUCUUCGCCGCAACCAUUGGUCGCCAUGCCCGUCGCCACAAGAAGAUUCGUCUUUUACCUUCUUUCUGCCUUCUCUGCUGCCAUCCUCUCUGCGUUUAUCCUCAUCUAUCCACCAUAUUUCCCAUCAUCCUCAUCUCUUUCUUCCUCUAAUUCCCUCCCAUUUCAAUCCCAUGCGUGUUACGGAUCCGAACACGACAGAGUUUGGCCCGAAUUGAAGGCCAGUUGGAGGGUCGUGUUGGCAACGGUAAUUGGGUUCGUAGGAUCGGCAUGUGGAACGGUCGGUGGCGUGGGCGGGGGAGGCAUUUUCGUUCCCAUGCUCACUUUGCUUCUUGGCUUCGAUACCAAAUCGGCUGCUGCUCUCUCUAAAUGUAUGAUAAUGGGGGCAUCGGCGUCAUCAGUUUGGUAUAAUCUGAGAGUGCCGCAUCCGACGAAAGAAGUGCCCAUUUUAGACUAUGACCUGGCCCUUUUAUUCCAGCCCAUGCUUAUGCUUGGAAUCACCGUAGGGGUCGCCCUCAGCGUUGUCUUCCCCUAUUGGCUUAUCACUGUUCUCAUCAUUAUUCUCUUCAUAGGAACUUCAUCUAGAUCUUUCUUUAAGGGAAUCGAGAUGUGGAAGGAAGAGACUAUUCUGAAGAAAGAAAUUGCCAAGCAACAAGCAACUGUGGUGAAUUCCCGUGGAGAACUUCUAAUCGAUACAGAAUAUGAACCGUUGAUACCUAAAGAAGAGAAAUCACCUAUGCAAAUUCUUUGCUUCAACCUUAGGUGGAAAAGGAUUUUGGUGCUAAUGAUUGUGUGGGUUUCUUUCCUACUACUUCAAGUCAUCAAGAAUGAACUGAAGGUGUGCAGUACAUGGUACUGGGUGCUUUUCUGCCUACAGUUUCCUAUAGCACUUGUGGUGUUUGGGUAUGAAGCAAUCAAGCUGUACAAGGAUCACAGACACAGGAUGACCACAGGCAACCAGGAAUCCAUGUGUCAGGCUUCAAUAGAAUGGACUGCUCUUAACCUUGCGUUUUGCGCACUGUGUGGCAUCUUAGGGGGAACCGUUGGAGGCCUUCUUGGUUCUGGAGGUGGCUUCGUUUUGGGACCUCUUCUUCUCGAGAUUGGCGUCAUUCCCCAGGUUGCUAGUGCAACAGCAACAUUUGUCAUGAUGUUCUCUUCAUCUUUAUCGGUGGUGGAAUUUGACCUUCUCAAGAGGUUCCCCAUUCCCUACGCGUUAUACCUGACGUCAGUGUCUAUUUUGGCUGGCUUCUGGGGACAAUUCGUGGUAAGAAAAUUGAUAGCAAUUCUUAGGAGGGCAUCCAUCAUCAUAUUCAUUCUCUCAGGCGUCAUUUUUGCUAGCGCCAUCACCAUGGGCGUGGUUGGCACUGAGAAGAGCAUUCGAAUGAUACACAACCAUGAAUUUAUGGGAUUUUUAGGGUUCUGUAGCAGCCAAUGAUUUAAAAGAAAUGAAGAAGGUAUAGCAAAGAUCUUGCAAAUUCAGGUAAAGAUAGGAGCAUUUGAUGAUGUUGGUCAACAACUAGCUGACCAUCAUGGAAGAUCCUUGAUUACAUGCAAGUCGUAAGUCAUAAAGGCUACAUUGGGCCCUCACCUGUGUGAAAAUUAGUUGAUAGAUUAAGUGUUAGAAUAGGAUUGUUGGUCAACUCCGAAUUGACCAUCAUGGAAGCUUCUUGAUUGCAUCCAAGCAAUAAGGCUGCAUUAUGCGCCUUCCUUUGUGUGAAAAUUUUAGUUUGUAGAGUGAGCGUCAGGUAAGAUUGUUGGUCAGUGCCUAAUUGACCAGCAUGGAAACCCCUGCUUGCACCCAAUUAAUAAGGUCAGAUUAUACCUUGGGAGUGGAGAUUAGUUUUGUGGUCGAGUGUUAGCUACUGGCUACCACCUUCCCCAUUCAUGUAUUCUGUUUGUUUCCAGCUUAAGAGUUAUGAUAAAGAAAAUUAAUAAUAUGAUGUACAAAUGCAAUGGGCUUGCUUAUUUCAAACAA
Molecule: messenger RNA, 2032 nt
Organism: Prosopis cineraria
Lineage: Eukaryota; Viridiplantae; Streptophyta; Magnoliopsida; Fabales; Fabaceae
Product: sulfite exporter TauE/SafE family protein 4
Exons: 12
Coding region: 86-1492 (468 amino acids)
Biological process (GO): protein ubiquitination
Cellular component (GO): membrane; Cul4A-RING E3 ubiquitin ligase complex
Source: RefSeq, a predicted model, not a curated record